AUGGCGGCGCCGGCGACUCGUCUUCUCUACCUGGGCGUUCUACUGUUCCUCACCAUGGCGGCGUCGACAUUGGGGGCGGAGGCGUUUGGCCUCCUGCGAGGCGUGUCGUCUGCCGACUGCGCCUACAAAUUGCAGCAGUACGCAACAAUCCCGCUGUCCAGUCCGGGUGAGGCGGCCAUCCACCUCGGCAACACCAAGUCCUGCAUCGCUGGCUAUGGAGGCCGCUGGGAUCCCUACUCCGCGUACCAGUUCUGCAUCCCAUCCUGGGUCGCCUUCACAGACAACGGCACCCUCGUUGGAGAGGCUGCUCUUCAACACGCGGCCAUCAGCCCUGGCACGGCCGUCUCAGGCUUCAAGCGCCUCUUCGGCAUCAGGAUUAACGAUGAGAUGGUCAAGAGAGAGGCAGAUCUAGUGCCGUACAAGUUCACCGAGCAGAUUGGGAGAUGCGGCAUCCAGGUGGAGACCGAGCAAGGCCAGGUGAUGAAUUUCCUUCCCGAGCGUGUGGCGGGCAUCCUCAUCGCCGAGCUGAAGAAGAUGGCAGAGGCACACCUUGGCCACAAGAUCGGGUACGCAGUUGUCACCGCCCCCGCGCACUUCAGCGAUGCUCUAAGGAGUAGUUCUAUCAGGAACGAAGCUGCGCGUUUGCACGGUGGAUUCAGUGCUGUCAACGUCGUCGACGAGCAGGUCGCGGCAGCCGCGGCAUACCGCCUUCACGAGAAGAGGGGCGACGGCAAGGUCGUACUUGUUGUCCAUCUCGGUGGCCGCACGACCCAUGCCACCAAGUUCAAGUUCAAGGAUGGUUCCGGUCGUCUCCUCCAAGAACGCCAUGAUGCCUACCUAGGAGGUGUCGACUUCACUAACAGGGUUGUGGACUACUUCGUGGAGCUCAUCAAGGAGAAGCAUCACCGGGACAUCCGCGGGGACGAGGGUGCUCUACAGAAUCUGAGGGCAGAUUGCGAGAUGGCCAAGAAGGCACUGAGCAGCCGAGAAGGUGUCCUUGUGAACGUCGGGUCGGUUCUUGACCAAGGCUCAAAUUUAUACGAAGAGUUCACGCGGUCCAAGUUCGAGGAGCUCAAUGGUGACCUCAUGGCGAGAGUCAUUGAGAUGGUGGAGAUGGUGGUGCUGGGAGGUGCCCCUGCUUCCCAAUUGCGCAGCCACCAGGAUGCCAUUGAUGAGAUCAUUCUCGUCGGUGGAAGUGUGAGGAUCCCCAUGGUUACGCAGGUCAUUGAGGAUUACUUCCAUGGCAGGGGGCUAAUCAGGGAUGAGGAGGCGGUGAUACGAGGCGCCGCUCUUUUGUCCCGCCCCGAGUCUGCUAGAUAUGUGGAGGAAUGCUACAAUGGAGGAGUGUCAGGGCCUCUUUGGUUGGCGAGUUAGGAAUUAGGGAAAUCAAAAAUAGGAUCGGAAAGCAAUUUUUUUUAAAAAAACUU
Messenger RNA from Lolium rigidum, 1427 nucleotides. Its product is annotated as heat shock 70 kDa protein BIP2-like. The transcript has 4 exons. Gene Ontology annotation, molecular function: ATP hydrolysis activity; ATP binding; misfolded protein binding. Gene Ontology annotation, biological process: cellular response to unfolded protein; protein refolding; endoplasmic reticulum unfolded protein response. The coding region runs from base 1 to 1374 and encodes 457 amino acids. Gene Ontology annotation, cellular component: cytoplasm; endoplasmic reticulum chaperone complex; membrane. The record is from RefSeq and is a predicted model, not a curated record. NCBI's taxonomy places the organism in Eukaryota, Viridiplantae, Streptophyta, Magnoliopsida, Poales, Poaceae.